Messenger RNA from Penicillium diatomitis, 267 nucleotides. RefSeq lists its product as uncharacterized. The transcript has a single exon. The record is from RefSeq and is a predicted model, not a curated record. Lineage: Eukaryota; Fungi; Ascomycota; Eurotiomycetes; Eurotiales; Aspergillaceae. The coding region runs from base 1 to 267 and encodes 88 amino acids.
AUGAACGUCAUCUCGGCUGUCAUUCGAAUUGUCAAAUACAUGAAAAAGCACAGCAAGAAAAGACUUACCGCGGACGCCCAAGGCUUCCUCUCCGAUACGACACUCAACACGCUUCCACCUGGCAAUCUUUAUUCACCGUCAAGGCUGACUCUGAUCACUUUGCCUGAACACGCUGUCUCCGAAUUAAAUCGAGAGAUCAGGCGCCAGAGCGCUUCCGACAGAGAGAAGAUUGCGGAGACCCGGGAGCCGCGGAGAGAUGGCACUUAG